Molecule: messenger RNA, 2451 nt
Organism: Nothobranchius furzeri (turquoise killifish)
Lineage: Eukaryota; Metazoa; Chordata; Actinopteri; Cyprinodontiformes; Nothobranchiidae
Product: BTB/POZ domain-containing protein 6-B
Biological process (GO): neurogenesis
Cellular component (GO): cytosol
Molecular function (GO): protein binding
Source: RefSeq, a predicted model, not a curated record
AAAGAAUCAGUAAAAAAAAAGAGCCGAGCUCGGAGCGGAGUCUCCUCACUACUAGCGAGUACUUAUUUACCUCGGCAGCGUCCGGCCGCGGAACGUCGUAGCGGGCUUCGGCUUGCUCGUUAUUCGACGUGAAAAGGCGGAGAAGCGGGAGUGAGGAUUAGCGGAGGAGCGGGAGCGCCAGCUGGACUAUCCGGAUUAACGAGUCGCUGGAAAAGGGAAAACUAACAAGGAUAAGAGGACAUUCCCAGCCCGGUGAGGAUGAGCUCCCUGCCUGUGGAAGAAGCCAGGCUGUUUGUGGUGAAAGUUGUGAGCGGACACCGCCGGAGUGGACCGUAACCCUCCGCACGGAGACCCCCGACCCUCCCGAGUGAUCUAGGACACCGGGUACCGACACGAAGCUGAUCCGCUGCUUGAGCCCAUGCCCACGGCAGACUGCAGGCUGCUCCAUCAUGGCCGGAUCAUGAGGUGUUUGACUUUUCUUCUCCUGCUCCCAGAAACGCUGAAGAGGUCCAAGAAGGUCGGCAGGCUGCCGGUAUGUUAUGAGUCCAUCCUAACUCUGUCCUCCCUGACGAGCACGAAGAAGAAGGAGAGGAAGAUGGCUGCGGAGCUGUACCCCGCCAACACCACCGCCACCAACCUGGCUAGCGGCACCACGGUGGAGGAGAAGCCCAGAGAGGUGCAGCUGAGCCCGGCCGGCGGCGGCGGGGGGACCGCCGCGACCUCCCCCACCAGCCAGCUGAACAUCACCAACAACAACAUCGAGCCUCCGAGCUGGCAGUGCAGCCACCCCACGCUCCGGGAGAGGAACGCCCUGAUGUUCAACAACGAGCUGAUGGCUGAUGUCCACUUCAUCGUGGGGCCCUUAGGGGCCUCUCAGAAGGUCCCAGCCCACAAGUACGUGCUUGCCGUGGGAAGCUCGGUCUUCUGUGCCAUGUUUUACAGCGAUUUGGCCGAGGAAGAGUCUGAGAUCCACAUCCCCGAUGUGGAACCUCCUGCCUUCCUGAUUCUGCUGAAGUACCUGUACAGCGAUGAGAUCGACCUGGAGGCGGACACGGUGCUGGCCACCCUCUACGCCGCCAAGAAGUACAUAGUCCCCGCACUGGCCAGAGCCUGCGUCACCUUCCUGGAAACAAGUCUGGAAGCCAAGAACGCCUGUGUGCUCCUCUCCCAGAGCCGCCUGUUCGAGGAGCCCGAACUGACCCAGCGCUGCUGGGAGGUGAUCGACGCGCAGGCGGAGCUGGCUCUGGGCUCGGAGGGGUUCUGUGAGAUUGACCUGCAGACGCUGGAAAUCAUCCUGAGGAGGGAAACCCUCAACACCAAGGAGGAGGUGGUGUUCGAGGCGGUUAUGAACUGGGCCGCAGCCGAGUGCAAGAGACAAGGACUAGGACCCACAACUCGGAACAAACGGGAGGUUCUGGGCAAGGCGCUGUUCCUGGUGCGGAUUCCUGCCAUGAGUCUGGAGGAGUUUGCUAAUGGGGCGGCACAAUCUGAUAUCCUGACGCUGGAGGAGACGCACAAUGUCUUCCUGUGGUACACUGCAGCCAAGAAGCCUGACCUGGACUUCCCUCUGGUGCCCAGGAAAGGCUUGUCUCCUCAGAGGUGCCACCGCUUCCAGUCGUCUGCGUACCGGAGCAACCAGUGGCGCUACCGCGGCCGCUGCGACAGCAUCCAGUUCGCUGUGGACAAGAGGAUCUUUAUCGCCGGUUUGGGACUCUACGGCUCCAGCGGCGGCAAAGCGGAGUACAGCGUCAAAAUAGAGCUGAAGAGACAGGGGGCGAUCCUGGCACAGAACCUGACCAAGUUCGUGUCGGACGGGUCGAGCAGCACGUUUCCCGUGUGGUUCGAACACCCUGUUCAGGUGGAGCAGGACGCCUUCUACACGGUGAGCGCGGUGCUGGACGGCAACGAGCUGAGCUACUUCGGUCAGGAGGGCAUGACGGAGGUGCAGUGUGGGAAGGUGACGUUUCAGUUCCAGUGCUCCUCGGACAGCACCAACGGGACGGGAGUCCAGGGAGGACAGAUCCCAGAGCUGGUGUUCUACGCAUGAGCCGCUGGCUGUACUGAUGACUCUUAGCUAAUGUAGCAGUGAGGACACCAACGGGCCUGGCUCCAUCUGAGACUCUUUAAAAGAAAGGAGCUCUUGUUUGGUCUUAUUUAAUUUAACGUUAUUUUUUAUUUAAGCUGGUUAUUUCUGCUGCCGGUGGCUACGUCACCAGCCGAGCCUGGCUCCAGCUCCAGCAGCAAGAUCCCACCAAGAGCAGGAUUCAUGUGGUGUUCUGAUCAUAAAAGCAAAAAAGGAAGGCAGCGGUCCAUCAACGACCGCUGUUUUGCACUUCAGACGACGGCCUUUUGUAAAAUGCUGUUUGGCUGUUGGCAGCUUGCUGCUGGUAAACACCUGAUGUGUUCUGUACAAGAAAGCUUCUCCAGCUGAUAAUAAAACAGGUCAUUCUG